GAACCAUGAAAGAGAGAUAUUAAGGCGGCAAAAUGUAGAGGGGAAAAUGGUGGCCAUUCAUAUUCUCUUUAUGUUUUUGUGGUAAAAUCAAUUUCUCCAAAUCAAAUCAAAGCAUAUGGCGAGUACAACCACGCUCUUAGACCUUCAACCAUGGAACUACAACUACCACCGCGCCUUCUCCCUCAGGAUCUCCUCCAAGAUCCACCGUGUCUCCGCCACCUCCGACCACCGCCCCGCCGCUCCUUCCUGCAUCUUCGUUGGUCCUCUCGAAACCGCCAACCAAGAAACCCUCGAAGCUCUCUAUUCUCAAGCACGGGAUGCUUAUUAUAGUGGCGAACCUUUGAUAGUUGAUGACAUGUUUGAUAGAGUGGAGUUAAAGCUGAGAUGGUAUCGUUCAAAAUCGGUUAUCAAGUAUCCUCGAUGCAGCAUCAGGAGGCAAUCAGCAUAUGCUGAUGCAGAGGAAGAUCUGUCUAUGGUUUUUGCAUUGGCAAGCACAUGGACCAUGUUCCUUGCAUUCGGCAGUUUAGUAUGCCUUGGGCCGACAUUAUACACUGUUGGCAUGACUUAUCAGAAUGCAUUCGGUUCGGGAUUAUCACUUGAUAGCCAACCAUCUGGUCUAGAACUAACCAUGGUGAAUAACAUAUUCAUCGUGCUAUGUUUUGUAAUUGGAUACCCAAUUGUUUCGGCUUCAGUUAAGGUGCUUCAGGGCCUGUGGGUGAAUGAUUUGGUGGCAUUGAAAGGUGCAUGUCCAAAUUGUGGAGAAGAGGUAUUUGCAUUUGUGAGAAUGGACAGGAAUAUCGACUCACCACAUAGAGCAAAUUGUCAUGUGUGUGGAAGUAUCUUAGAAUUCCGCACAAAAGUAGAGCCAUCAUCAGUCUCAAGAUUAGGCAGAAAAUGGGUUUAUGGGCGGAUUUACCUUGUCUCAGCAAGAGGAAGAUUUCGAUAGCAGAAGCAACUCAUGAUCUUUUUUCCACCAUUUUUGAGUUUCUUUGUUCAAUGAUUGUGAAAGGGGAGUCUUGGAGCAACGAUCGAGUUGUUUCCAUAUAACCUCAAGGUCACCGGGUUCAAGCUGUGGAAACGGCCAUUGAUGUAAUUAUCAGGUUAGGUUGUGUACAUCACACCCAUUGGGUGUAGUCCUUACCCGGACCUUGCGUUAACGCGGGAUGUUUGUGCACCAGGCUAUCAUUUUUUAUCAAUGAUUGUGUAUAGAAAGGAUCAGAUUACAACCAAUUUGUUUCCUAUAUUUAGUUUUAGGCUAGAACAAGUUUUGCCUGAAAUAUCAUCUUUUACUUUUUUGACAAGGAAGCUGACAUGUUAGUGGAUGGACAACUAAUUCUUUGUUUUGGUUGUGUUAGUGUUAUAUGCAAGAUUUCAAAAUUGAAUUUCCUUUUCUUUUCUUUUUCUUCUGGAUAUUAUGAUAUCAGAGAAUUAGAGGAAUAUUGAAUUCUGAGACAAUAA
Messenger RNA from Arachis stenosperma, 1458 nucleotides. RefSeq names its product PGR5-like protein 1A, chloroplastic. The transcript has 7 exons. Gene Ontology annotation, biological process: photosynthetic electron transport in photosystem I. Lineage: Eukaryota; Viridiplantae; Streptophyta; Magnoliopsida; Fabales; Fabaceae. Gene Ontology annotation, molecular function: oxidoreductase activity, acting on iron-sulfur proteins as donors. Gene Ontology annotation, cellular component: chloroplast thylakoid membrane. Bases 116 to 946 code for a protein of 276 amino acids. The record is from RefSeq and is a predicted model, not a curated record.